AUGGGCAGCGUCAUCCUCGGCGUCGACGGCGGCGCCAGCAACACCGUCUGCGUCUGCAUCCCCGCCGCCAUGCCCUUCAACGACCCGCUCCCGGUCCUCUCCCGCACCGUCGCCGGCUGCUCCAACCACAACCCGUUGGAGGUAACACCACCUGGACUCGCUCAACGAUCGCAGCGCCAUGCUCUGCACAAGUUUCCUGCAGUGACGAAGGACAGGGCAAGGGAGACACUGGAGAGAGUGAUGUCACAGGCGCUGCUCAAGGCGCGCCGGCGACGAUCAAAUGUCUGCGCCGUCUGCUUGGCCGUAGCAGGCGUCAACCAUCCGAUCGAUCAGCAGAGAAUGCUGGAUUGGCUCAGGGACAUAUUUCCAAGCCAUGUCAAGCUGUUCGUGGAGAACGAUGCGGUGGCGGCGUUGGCCAGUGGAACCAUGGGCAAGCUGCACGGAUGCGUGCUGAUCGCAGGGACAGGGACCAUAGCUUAUGGGUUCACCAGUGAUGGCAGGGAAGCCCGAGCAGCAGGUGCAGGGCCGGUUCUAGGUGAUUGGGGCAGUGGAUAUGGGAUUUCUGCCCAGGCAUUGACAGCAGUGGUGAGAGCUUAUGAUGGCCGGGGCCCUGAAACGGUGCUUACAAACAACAUGCUUGACUUCCUUGGACUGGCAUCGCCAGACGAAUUGAUAGGAUGGACAUAUGAAGACCAAUCAUGGGCUCGUAUCGCUGACCUUCUUCCAGUUGUGGUAGAAUCAGCUGAAAGUGGUGAUGAGGUGGCAAACAAGAUCCUACACAAUUCAGUUGGGGAACUAGCUUCCAGUGUCAAGGCUGUAGUGCAAAGGCUUGACCUUGGCGGUGAAGAUGGCAAGCAUCCAUUUCCACUUGUUAUGGUUGGUAAAGUUCUUGAGGCAAACAAAAGGUGGGACAUUGGGAAAGAAGUGAUCGAUUGUGUUACCAAGAAUUACCCAGGUGCCUAUCCAAUACAUCCCAAGGUGGAGCCAGCUGUUGGUGCAGCUUUAUUAGCCUGGAAUGCUAUAGCAAGCGAAUUAGAUGGUGAUAUUAGAACUGUUCAAUAA
This is a messenger RNA of Miscanthus lutarioriparius, 1062 nucleotides long. Lineage: Eukaryota; Viridiplantae; Streptophyta; Magnoliopsida; Poales; Poaceae. The record is from the annotation of a GenBank genome assembly.